AUGUUUUUAGAAUUCUUGGAGGAGACUGGAGAACAGCCAGGAUCACUCAGGUGGUUUCAAAACUUCCUUGGCUCCUUUGGGCGGGUGGGCGAUGUUGAAGCACCUUCUUUCUCUGAGCGGCACCCUGGAGGUGCGGGAGGAGAGCGGGAAUUGCCGGGUACCCAAGAGGGGCCCAGGCGUCCGGGAAGGGAGGUGCAAGCGCUCCUGCGAGGCGGGCCUUGGGCAGGUGGGGGCGGGCUGAGCCUCGGCUUUUUUGGCAGCCUCACGAGAAGGCAGCGGCAGCGGGAGGACCCGGCGGCUGCUGCGGAGGAUGCGAAGUUUGCCCUGGCUGCUGCUGCCGCUGGUGAGCGGGGGGACCCCCGGGGCUGCGGUGCCGAGGGAGAUACGGGAUGCCCCAGAGACUGGGAUGGUCUAAGUUGCUGGCCAAGAGCUGCUUUUGGGGAAGUGGUUAAAGUUCCCUGUCCAGGAUUUUUUGAAGAAAUCACCAAUAUCCAUGGCACCCUUCAAAGAAACUGUACAGAGGAGGCGUAUUGGUCAGAACCAUUUCCACCUUACACCAUUGCAUGUGGUUUUGAUGAAGGUUCCAGUAAAGCACCUGAGGAUCAGAAAUCAUAUUAUUCUGCGUUUUGGCGUGUCUACACUGCUGGCUAUGCAGCAUCAGUGACUUCACUCAUUACAGCUCUAAUUGUCUUUGCUGCCUUCAGAAAAUUCCACUGUACACGGAAUUAUAUCCAUAUGCACCUGUUUGUAUCCUUUAUCCUGAGAGCAAUUGCUGUUUUCACCAAAGAUGCUGUUUUGUUUGCCGAUGAAACCAUGGACCACUGCCUAAUGUCAACGGUUGCUUGUAAGGCUGCUGUGGCAUUCUUUCAGUUCAGCAUUUUAGCCAACUUCUUCUGGCUGCUUAUAGAAGGCAUAUACCUCCAAACACUGCUUUUGCUGACCUUUGUUUCUGAUAAGCAGUAUGUAUGGUGGUUCAUAUUUGCUGGCUGGGGAGCUCCUACUCUUGUGAUAUCUGCUUGGGUCCUCACAAGAAUCCAUCACCAGAAUACGGGAUGUUGGGAUGAUGAUGAAAAUGGAUUAGUGCUAUGGAUCAUUAAAGGCCCCAUUCUGCUGACUGUAUUAAUUAACUUUAUUAUAUUUAUUAAUGUGAUCAGAAUUCUAGUACAUAAAUUGAAAUCUCAAGAGGGAGGAGGGAGCCAUUCAAGCCACUUUCUGAGACUUGCUAAAUCCACAUUACUUUUGAUCCCUCUCUUUGGAGUGCAUUAUAUUGUAUUUGCAUUUUUCCCAGAAAGCACUGGUCUGGAAGCUCGACUUUAUAUUGAACUGGGCUUGGGUUCCUUUCAGGGCUUUGUUGUUGCUCUCCUAUAUUGCUUCUCAAAUGCAGAGGUUCAAAGUGAGCUCAAGAAGCAGCUGUGUAAAUGGCAGUAUCAAGGAUACUUUAACUUCACACACAAACACAGGACUUUGUCUAGAGAAAACAGUCCAGUCAACUACGUCACUCAAUUAUCGCUGCUUGAAAAAAACAGUCCAAAAAGGAAAAUAUCUGCCUACCAUAAUGGUCUAACUUCUGUCUGAACUUAUCUAGCAAGCUGAGUUGCUGUGAUGUUGCAACAUACUACCUAAGAGAAG
Nothoprocta perdicaria is the source of this 1629-nucleotide messenger RNA. Its product is annotated as vasoactive intestinal polypeptide receptor-like. Gene Ontology annotation, cellular component: plasma membrane. Lineage: Eukaryota; Metazoa; Chordata; Aves; Tinamiformes; Tinamidae. The transcript is spliced from 12 exons. Gene Ontology annotation, molecular function: vasoactive intestinal polypeptide receptor activity; G protein-coupled peptide receptor activity; peptide hormone binding. Bases 1 to 1575 code for a protein of 524 amino acids. Gene Ontology annotation, biological process: cell surface receptor signaling pathway; adenylate cyclase-modulating G protein-coupled receptor signaling pathway. The record is from RefSeq and is a predicted model, not a curated record.